This is a messenger RNA of Trichomycterus rosablanca, 2299 nucleotides long. RefSeq names its product malic enzyme 1, NADP(+)-dependent, cytosolic (gene me1). Gene Ontology annotation, molecular function: NAD binding; malate dehydrogenase (decarboxylating) (NADP+) activity. The coding region runs from base 36 to 1775 and encodes 579 amino acids. Lineage: Eukaryota; Metazoa; Chordata; Actinopteri; Siluriformes; Trichomycteridae. The record is from RefSeq and is a predicted model, not a curated record. Gene Ontology annotation, cellular component: mitochondrion. Gene Ontology annotation, biological process: pyruvate metabolic process; malate metabolic process. The transcript is spliced from 14 exons.
CCGUGAGAGGGGGGCGAAUAUUUAUUAGAACAGCAAUGGACAAGAUGACGAACGGAGCGCCGGAGGAGCACAAACCCGCCGCGGCCCUGGUCAGCAAGCGGGGGUAUGACGUCACGCGCUACCCCCACCUCAACAAGGGCAUGGCGUUCUCUCUGGAGGAGCGUCUGCAGUUGGGGAUCCACGGCCUCUUACCCCCCGCCAUCCUAAACCAGGACGUCCAGGUACAGCGAGUCCUGCAGAACUACCAGCUACAGAAGGACGAGCUGGACAGGUACGUCCUCCUGAUGGGUCUUCAGGACCGUAACGAGAAGCUCUUCUACCGGGUCCUGAUCUCUGACAUCGAGCGCUUCAUGCCCACCGUGUACACGCCCACCGUGGGUCUGGCGUGCCAGCAGUACGGACUCAUCUACAGGCGACCCAGAGGUUUGUUCAUCACCAUCCAUGAUCGCUCUCACAUCUCCACCAUCCUGCAGAACUGGCCAGAACACGACAUUCAGGCGAUCGUCGUGACCGAUGGAGAGAGGAUUCUGGGACUGGGUGAUCUGGGUUGCAAUGGAAUGGGCAUCCCGGUGGGUAAACUGGCGUUGUACACAGCGUGUGGAGGGAUGCCACCCCAGAAAUGUUUACCCGUCAUGCUGGAUGUGGGAACUGACAAUGAGGAGCUCCUGAACGAUCCUCUUUAUAUCGGACUGAGACACAAGAGGGUUCGAGGCGCCGCUUACGAUGAACUUGUGGACGAGUUUAUGAAAGCAGUAACAGAGAGGUACGGAAUGCGGUGUCUGAUCCAGUUCGAGGAUUUCGCUAACACCAACGCUUUCCGUCUGCUAAACAAAUACCGCCAUCGCUACCUCACCUUCAACGACGACAUUCAAGGUACGGCGUCGGUCGCGGUGGCCGGGCUUCUCGCCGCUCUGCAUAUCACUAAGAGCAGAAUGUCCGACCACACCAUCUUGUUCCAGGGCGCCGGAGAGGCAGCCAUGGGCAUAGCCGAGCUGAUCGUCAUGGCGAUGGAGAUGGAAGGUUCUCCUCACGACCAGUGCAUGAAGAAGAUCUGGAUGGUCGACUCCAAGGGCCUAAUCAUCAAGGGUCGGGAUCAUCUGACCGUCGAGAAGCAGCGCUUCGCCCAUCAGCACGCCGAGACCAGGAGCCUGGAGGAAGCCGUUCGGGCCCUGAAGCCCACGGCUCUCAUCGGUGUGGCGGCGAUACCGGGGGCGUUUUCGGAGAGCAUCCUGAAGACGAUGGCCGAGCUGAACGAGCGCCCGAUCGUCUUCGCUCUGAGCAACCCGACUAGCAAAGCCGAGUGCACGGCGGAACAGUGCUACACGCUCACACAGGGUCGGGGUAUAUUCGCCAGCGGAAGCCCGUUCGACCCCGUGACCUUACCCGACGGGCGGACCUUCUACCCCGGUCAGGGUAACAACGCCUACGUGUUUCCGGGCGUGGGACUCGGAGCGACGGCCUGCGCCAUGAAGCACAUCAGCGAUGAGGUCUUCCUCCUGACGGCACAGACGAUCGCUGAGCAGGUGACGGAGAAGGACCUGGCAGAAGGACGACUGUACCCUCCUCUGACCUCCAUUCGGGACGUUUCCUUCAAAAUAGCCGUGAAGAUAGUGGAGUACGCCUACAGACACGACCUGGCGACGGUCCGCCCCGAACCGUCCGACAAACCCCAGUUCAUCCGCUCGCUCGUCUACAGCACCGACUACCAGGACUUCACCACCGACUCGUACCGCUGGCCAGAGGGGAGCAUGAAGGUCCAGACCUGCAAACUCUGAGCACUCCGACCACACGUUCAGAUCAGGAAUCACACUGAGCGCCGCAUCCUGGCUUCUGGGUUCGAAUCUGAACAUCACGAGUGUUUUUGUUUUCAUUUUAUUUCACUGUUUAUGAAAGACUUUUAAAUCCAGCAGCCGCUAACAUGCACAUUUAAAUACAAUAAACCCUGAAGAACACAAACACUGAACAUACAGACACGUGUGUGUGUGUGUGUGUGUGUGUGUGUGUGUGUGUGCGCGUGUGUGUGUGUGUGUGUGUGUGAGUCUGUCAGUAGGUUUGAUCUUUAGUUUUAUUAAAUAUUGAAGGAACUUUAAUAUCGCGCUCCAAAAUGACUCCUCAGCAUUAUAAAUCAGGGGUGUCAGAACUUUUACACAAUUAAUGUUUUAAUAAAAAAUUAUUUUCAAAAAACGAAAGCGAGCGUCGCCCUCUAGUGGCCGGUUCUUGUAUUCGGGUGCUUGAGUUUCUUUUUAAAUAAUUACUGAAAUAAAAACGCAUUAAAAUAAAAUUUUAUCAAAAUAAAGAA